AUGAUUAGAAACGUUAGAAAUAAUCGAAUAUUUAAUACAAAAUGCAUAACACAGUAUAUAAACUAUUCAUCAACGGACAAACCAAAGGUCGAUUUGCACCAAAGAAGAGAAGAGUUGAUGAAAAGGGGCCUACCUAAACAAAAACCAAUAGAAGGAGUUAAGAACAUCAUUCUAAUAUGUUCGGGCAAAGGCGGCGUUGGUAAAAGCACAGUCUCAGUUAAUUUAGCAACUGCAUUAAAAUUAGCAAAUCCGAAUAAAGAAAUCGGUUUACUCGACACAGAUUGUUUCGGUCCCUCCAUACCGCUAAUGAUGAAUCUUCGAUCGAAACCUUACGUUACUGAUGAUAAGAAAUUGGCACCUCUGUUGAAUUACGGAGUUAAAUGCAUGUCUGCUGGAUUUCUUGUAGAAAAAGAUGCCCCGAUUAUUUGGAGAGGUCUACGAGUGAUGCAAGGCAUGGAGACGCUCAUUAGACACGUUUCUUGGGGUAGCAUAGACUAUUUAAUUGUAGACACGCCGCCUGGAACUGGAGAUACAUUGUUAAGUUUGAUUCAAAACAUACCCAUUAAUGGUGUUAUUCUAGUCACUACACCUCAAUCAGCGGCACUGGAAGUAACUAAAAAAGGUGCUGGUAUUUUCAGUAUCGUCAAAAUACCUAUUAUUGGUUUAGUAGAAAAUAUGGCGUAUAUUGAUUGCCCGUCGUGCUCUACAAAAAUUAAUGUAUAUGGAAAGGGUACUGAAAAAUUGGCUGAAGAGCUCCAAUGUAACUUACUAGGAACCUUUCCGUUACACCCCGUUAUAUCCAAAAGUACCGACGAAGGAACUCCGGUGACUGUCACUGACACUUCGAGCGACUUGAGUAAAACAUACCAAGACAUUGCAAGAAAAGUAACGCAUUUUAUAGAAAACGAAAAAAGCUAUGUUAAAUAA
This is a messenger RNA of Phyllotreta striolata, 927 nucleotides long. NCBI's taxonomy places the organism in Eukaryota, Metazoa, Arthropoda, Insecta, Coleoptera, Chrysomelidae. The record is from the annotation of a GenBank genome assembly.